Molecule: messenger RNA, 4829 nt
Organism: Polypterus senegalus (gray bichir)
Lineage: Eukaryota; Metazoa; Chordata; Cladistia; Polypteriformes; Polypteridae
Product: lysine-specific histone demethylase 1B
Exons: 22
Coding region: 611-3049 (812 amino acids)
Molecular function (GO): protein binding; oxidoreductase activity; zinc ion binding
Source: RefSeq, a predicted model, not a curated record
UAUCAGUAUGCUGCUGUUGGAGUUUGUGAAUUUCCCCUUGGGAUUAAUAAACUAUCUAUCUAUCUAUCUAGGUUGGUUUUGAAACCUGCCAUGUCCUGUAGCAUCUCCAGUUUCUGGUUUUCUUUAUUUUAGUGCUGGAAUCCCUGCAAUGACAUUUUGGAUCCCGGCUGCUAUGCCACACACCCUGGAAGUCCCAUCACAUGACACUCAUUGACUACUACCAUGAAGAUCGGUAAAUUUGCUUUAGACGUCAAUGUAAAAUCAGGGUACUAUUCUAAUAUGCAAAUUAAAUGCAUUUGUUAUUGGACAAAACUCACUGCAAAAAUGCAUUUUCUUUUAAAAAAAAAAAUCUAUUUGAGUUUCUUGCAGUUGACGCAUCAGACAGACGGCAGCUGCACGAUAACUCGGCAGGGUCAAACGGGUUCGAUCUUCAAGUCGUGGCAAUCAAAUGUUGCAACUUCCAUUUGAACUUCGAAGUGAUGCCCACUAUCCUUUAUUUACAUGAGUGAUCUGUGAAUAUACUCGCAUUUGGCACUACAUCCCAGAAGAUGGUUUACGAGACAACGGGCGUCCAUCUGUCCAUCUCCUACCAUAAGAUUGUGCAAACGCCAUGUCAUCUGUUAGGAUCAGAGCGAAAAAGAAACAAGUGGCAUUGGAGCAACCCCUAGAAAACCAACCAUUAAGAUCUUCAGGAAGACAGGCAAAAAGGAAAGCCAACGAAACAGAAGAAGAGGAUGACACUUCAGAGAAAAAGUAUAGAAAGUGUGAGAAGGCCGGGUGCACAGCCACGUACCCAGUUUGCUUUGCUAGUGCUUCAGAAAGGUGUGCAAAGAAUGGCUACACAUCACGAUGGUAUCAUUUAUCAUGUGGAGAGCACUUCUGCAAUGAGUGUUUCGAUCAUUAUUACAGAAGUCACAAAGAUGGGUAUGAGAAGUAUACCAGCUGGAAGAGAAUCUGGACAGGAAAUGGGAAAAGUGAACCGAGCCUGAAAGCUUUUAUGGCCGACCAGCAGCUUCCUUAUUGGGUACGGUGUAUAAAGCCAGAUUGUGGAAAGUGGCGACAGCUAACAAAAGAAAUUAACCUUACCUCCACAUUAGCAAUGACUUAUCGCUGUGGAAUGAAGCUCAAUAACAUAAAAACAGAAGGCCCAGAUCAGUGUUGUCAGCCAGAAGACAUGAGAGUGGCUGAAGUUAUCGACAGCUGGUGGCAUUCAAUGCUCAUCUUGCCUCCCCUGCUUAAGGACAGUCCUGCUGACCCUUUCUUGUCUGCUUACUAUCCAGAUUGUGUGGGUAUGAGCCCCUCGGGCUCCCCCUGCAGUCACGCCAUCCAUGAUAUGCAGAAGUCUGAACAUCUCAAGAUAAUCCAUCCUCAAAUCACAGGAUUAAGCCAGUAUUUCCAGCCCUUCUAUCAACCCAAUGAGUGUGGUAAAGCUCUUUGUGUGAGACCAGAUGUGAUGGAACUGGACGAGCUUUAUGAAUUCCCCGAAUAUUCUCGGGACCCAACAAUGUACCUCGCCUUAAGGAAUCUUAUCUUGGCCUCUUGGUAUAGGAAUUGUAAAGAAGUCCUGACUCCAGAGAAAUGCGCACCUCACAUUAUUGUUCGUGGUUUGGUUAGGGUUCGCUGUGUUCAGGAGAUGGAGCGAAUUCUUCACUUCAUGACAAGAAAGGGCCUCGUAAAUACUGGAAUCUUGUCUGUUAGGCACCCUCUUCUACCAAAAGAAUACACCAAAAAAUCGGUGAUUGUUAUUGGUGCAGGCACAUCAGGCUUGGCCGCUGCUCGUCAGCUCAAAAACUUUGGAGUGCAGGUGACAGUUUUGGAGGCCAGAGAUCGCAUCGGUGGACGGGUAUGGGAUGACACCUCACUUGGAGUUAUGGUGGGACGAGGAGCCCAGAUAGUUAACGGCUGUAUUAACAACCCCAUAGCAUUGAUGUGUGAGCAGAUUGGUAUUAAAAUGCAUAAACUUAAAGAAAGAUGUGACCUUAUUCAAGAAGGAGGACGAGUGACGGAUCCUACGAUAGACAAACGGAUGGAUUUUCACUUUAAUGCCAUCCUGGAUGUUGUAUCUGAAUGGAGGAAAGACAAAAGCCAGAAUCAAGAUGUUCCUUUGGGAGAAAAAAUCCAGCAGAUCUAUAAAACCUUUGUACACGAGUCUGGGAUUCAGUUCAGUGAUAUAGAAGAGAAGGUUUUACAGUUUCAUCUCAGCAAUUUGGAGUUUGCCUGUGGCAGCACCCUAGAACAGGUUUCUGCACGCUCCUGGGACCACAAUGAAUUUUUUGCCCAGUUUACAGGAGACCACACACUUUUAACGGCUGGUUAUUCUUCUUUAAUAAAUAAACUGGGAGAUGGACUAGACAUCCGUCUUAAAACCUCGGUUGAAGCCAUUGAUUAUACCGGAGGUGACAUCACAGUGAUUGCGAGCAAUGGCGCCCGCUGGAUUGCACAAAAGGUUUUGAUAACAAUCCCUUUGGCGUUACUUCAGAAGAAUAUCAUUCGUUUCAAUCCACCAUUGCCAGAGAGGAAACUAAAGGCCAUGCACAGUCUGGGCGCCGGAGUCAUUGAGAAGAUUGCCAUGCAGUUUCCAUACAAAUUCUGGAGCAGCAAGAUUGAGGGGGCCGAUUUCUUUGGACACAUCCCACCCGUCCCUGACAAGAGAGGCCUCUUUGGUGUAUUCUAUGACAUGGAUCCAACUGGUAAACAGAGCGUCCUAAUGUCCGUCAUCACUGGCGAUGCAGUUUCAAUCAUCAAAGAUCUGGAAGACAAAAAAAUUGUGGCUAUGUGUAUGGGCAUACUGAGGGGACUUUUUAAAGAACAGGAGGUCCCGGAGCCUAUCAGAUAUUUUGUUACCCGAUGGCAUAAAGAAAAAUGGUCUCAAAUGGCUUACAGCUUUGUAAAGAUUGGAGGCAGCGGAGAAGCUUAUGACAUAAUGGCUGAGGAGGUGCAAGGCAAAUUGUUUUUCGCUGGAGAGGCUACCAAUCGCCAUUUCCCUCAGACUGUGGCCGGCGCCUAUCUAAGUGGUGUCAGAGAAGCGAGCAAAAUCGCAGCUUUGUAAAGGUGCAGCUCAGCCUCAGCUUCUCUACACCACAGGAAGAACAAAGACUGAAAACGUGGUGCCAAGUCAGUGAGGGGCACCACCCUCAGGCCCAGGGCAAGUCUUUAGAGGUGGUCCUGUGAUGCCCACCUACCUCAUGUAUUUAUAGAUUCAGCCGAAGAGCAAAUGAUCUGAUGUAUACAGUCAUCUUUUUUUUUUUGGUGAAGAUUUCUCAUUUUAUAAACGUUCAUUUUGUUUUAACUCUAGAAACAAUUGCAUGGGGGUGAAAUGUAUGUGUCUUUCAAUUUGUAUGUUAGCCAAACUAUUUAUUAUGCUUAAACCUUCUGCUUGCAAAUGAAACAUCUAGUGUAGAGAGUGGGGACUUGGAUCCAUGGUUGCAGUUUCCUUUUUUUAUUUGUGUUUACUGAACGAUUGCCCGUCUUUUCUGUUGCUGCACGUUCUGUAAAGUGUGAGUGCAGUCCGCUUCUAAAUGGAGUUGCUUGGUCCGUCACCCACCCCAGUGCCAUGGUUCUAGAGUAGCCUGUUAACUAUCUUGUACAGAAAUCAUUUGUAAAUAAGCAUGAUGAGCCCAAGAGGAAUCAUUGUAAAUCUCUGAAAAGAAAAAAAAAAAAAUUAAAUUGUUAAAAUAUUCCAGUGUGUGUAUUCUUUAAACAAACAUUUAUAAAAAUAAAGUAAAAAAAAAAAUAAAAACAUCCAGUAAGAGUGGAACACCACGACUCCAGGAUAACCCAGCCACCAGAAAAUGAGGAAGAUCACGAGCAGCAGGGUGAGAAAGAGCAUCAAAGCAGGAUUUAACCUCCCCGAGCCUUCAGCUCUGUGUAAGUACAGUUGAAGUCGAGCGUCUCUGCGGGUCGGCUGUUUGAUCCGAUGUACUCUUAAGUCUGGCUGCCACCCAGUGCAUGAACAUAUGCUGCAAAAAAUAUUUCUAUGUGGUAUUAACAGGAGGGUUUUGAGCCUUCAACCAAAAGACAGAAUGUCGUGUAAACAAAAAAAGAAAAAGCCAAUUUUAGAACAAGAAAACCAGACCCAUUAACUGAAUCAAGUGAUAAGCCGUUACCUGUGUAGAACUGGACCGCUGGCGUAUGCCAAUCCACAUUCACAGAGCACAGCUGUCUAAUUCUGAAACGGGAGUUUAACUGAGCUAUGGCAGUUAAGAGAGUUGAUUAAGAACCUGAUGGUCAUUCUGGCGGAGCUCCUGUGCAGAGAUGGGAGAAACUUCCAGAAGGCCAACAUCCAGUGCAAUACUCCAUUGAUCUGGGCUUUUUAUGACAGAGUGGCCAGCGAGAUGCCGGUCUGCAGUAGAAGCCACAUCAAAGUGACAAAUGUUUGCAAAAAGGCACCUAAAGAACCCUCAGCCUGUGAGAAAGAAAAUUCUCUGGUCUGAUGAAACCAACCUAGUAAAACAAAACAGUUCAAAGUGUCGUGUUUGAAGGAAACCACUUGCAAUGCCAUCCCAAUACUGAAACAUGGCUGUGGCAUGGUGAGGGACUGGGAGACCAGUCAGUGAAGGAAAGCCAAACUCGGCCAAGGACGGAGCAGGCCUUAAUGAAAACCUGCUCAGAGGGCUCUGGACCACAGACUGGGCUGAAGAGUCACAAAGCAAAGACAACCCAAGAGUGGUUUAGGGUCAACUCUGUGAAUGUCCUCGAGUGUGCACAUCACUGGAGGGACCUGAAAAUAGCUGGCCAUGGACCAUCUUUAUCCAACUUGAUAGAACUCAAGGAUCUGCAGCAAAGUCUGGUCUGUGACACAUCAGACCCAAGGAGACUCCAGGCCAGAA